Molecule: messenger RNA, 2093 nt
Organism: Larimichthys crocea (large yellow croaker)
Lineage: Eukaryota; Metazoa; Chordata; Actinopteri; Sciaenidae
Gene: sox8a
Product: SRY-box transcription factor 8a
Exons: 4
Coding region: 340-1767 (475 amino acids)
Biological process (GO): neural crest cell development; negative regulation of transcription by RNA polymerase II; morphogenesis of an epithelium
Cellular component (GO): nucleus
Molecular function (GO): DNA-binding transcription factor activity, RNA polymerase II-specific; RNA polymerase II cis-regulatory region sequence-specific DNA binding
Source: RefSeq, a predicted model, not a curated record
CUCUCCUCUGGAGUUUACUGAGAGUAAAUGUCAACGUGCUUACAGUAAAUAAAGGCGACGGCGCGCAGCAGCACGAUACGAGUGAGCCAGAGGAACUCUGCCUGUAAAACGCAUCACAAGCCAAUAGGACACGAGGGGUGGAGAGAUGCGAGUUAAAGUGCUAAAAAGAAGAGACUCUUCAAACUGUGCCUGGCUGUCAAGGGAAUGGCAAGACAAGAAAUUUGGGAUUUUACUUGAUUUCAGGGUGUGCUGGCGUGAAUAGUCUUCCCACAGAGGCGUGCGCAUUUACGUUUUUUGGAAAUCUAGGAGAAACCAUCCAGUAACUUUUACUCACCAAGAAUGACAGAAGAGAAGUCCUUGACUGACCAUCACCGCAGUCCAACAGGCAGCGACAGCUCCAUGUCCCAGCAUGGCUCUGAUUCAGAGUCCCCCACUUCUCCGGCAGGUUCCGACGCACAGGGGGAGGCAGCGCGCCGGUCCGGGAUUACGCGCGAAACGGAGAGCAGCGUGGAGGAUGAGCGCUUCCCCGCUUGCAUCCGCGACGCCGUUUCACAAGUGCUAAAAGGUUACGACUGGUCGCUGGUACCGAUGCCCUCUCAAGGGGAGAGAGGUAUGAAGAGCAAACCUCACGUGAAACGGCCCAUGAACGCGUUCAUGGUUUGGGCGCAGGCAGCUCGGAAGAAGCUGGCGGACCAGUAUCCACAUCUGCACAACGCUGAGCUCAGCAAGACGCUGGGCAAACUGUGGCGACUUCUCUCUGAAAGCGAGAAGCGUCCCUUCAUUGAGGAGGCCGAGAGGCUGAGGCUGCAGCACAAGAGAGACUACCCAGACUACAAGUAUCAGCCUCGGAGGCGCAAGAGUACCAAGCCAGGACAGGGGGAUUGCAGAACCGGUCUGGUCCAGCAGCAGCAUCAGCAGGGCUUGUAUAAGACAGAACCAGGGGUGGCCAGGCUGGCUGGUGUAGGAGAAGUGCACCAUCAUUACCAUGCAGACCGUACAGGUCAGUCUCAUGGACCUCCAACACCUCCCACUACCCCAAAAACCGACCUUCACAUGGGGAGCAAACAUGAGGGCCACCGGCCUAUGGACAGCAGCGCCGGCUCUGUUCCUCCCACAAGCCGUCAGAACAUUGACUUCAGUAACGUGGACAUCUCUGAGCUAAGCACUGAUGUCAUCAGCACCAUUGAUGGAUUUGACGUCCAUGAGUUUGACCAGUACCUCCCACCCAACAGCCACAGCUCCACUGUUCUAACCCCACCAGAUACGAGCCACGGACAUAACAACCCUCCUGGAUCCUUCAUCCACGCUCACUCCCAGAACAUUCCCACAUGGACACCCAAAUCCGGGAUUUCCACUGGAAUGCCAUCAUCCUCUUCCAGUCGUGACCUGCACAGGCUCCAAGAGGACACCAGUCAAAAACCUCAGAUUAAAACUGAGCAGAUGAGCCCAGGUCACUACAGCAGCUCCUGCACUUCCACUCCUCCACCUCCUCAACCUGAGUACACCUCUCUCGGUUUGGGUAUCUGCCCUUCCUCUACUUCCUCCUCAUCCUCCACCAACCAAUCCGAUUACACUGACCUUCAAAGCUCCAGUUUCUACAGCGCCUUCUCUGGGUGCCCUACUCAUCUGUAUCAGUACCCAUACUUUCACUCCUCUCGCAGACCUUAUUCCACACCGCUUAUCAACAGCCUGACCUUGGCACCACCUCCACACAGUCCUCCCUCUGGCUGGGAGCAGCCUAUCUACACAACACUCACCAGGCCUUGAAGAGACCCUGCAAAAGUUUGUCCAUAUGGACCAAAACUGGACUACUCAGAUUGUAACAGAACAAUGGCCUGCAUUAAUGACUUAUGAGACAAAGUUUGGAGAUUUGAUGACUUAAAAGUUUACUCCUGAGGUUUUGACCAGCAUGGUGUCUGCAAACCGCUUCAGAUAACUCUUGUUGUGCAUCAAUAUAUUGUGACAUUUGUUCAUUUCCGUGAAAAAAAAAACAUUUGGAUUAACAAAGAUUCAGUUGUUUGACUGUUUUCUGAGUAAAAAAAAAAAGAGAAAUGACAUUUAAACCUGCAUUGGACUCUAUAAUGUUCCAUUAA